This is a messenger RNA of Drosophila novamexicana, 1206 nucleotides long. RefSeq lists its product as uncharacterized. Bases 1 to 1206 code for a protein of 401 amino acids. The record is from RefSeq and is a predicted model, not a curated record. The transcript is spliced from 4 exons. Lineage: Eukaryota; Metazoa; Arthropoda; Insecta; Diptera; Drosophilidae.
AUGCGAGCUUUAGUCAGCCUCUAUUUGUUGGGCAUCUGCGCCUGCGCCCAGGCGCAACAAGAGACUGUGGCAGCCACAACAUUGGGGCUCAAUCAAACCGCGGAACAGGUGCCCAGCGAGCCGGGCAGCUGGCGGCAGGCGCGACGACGCAACGUUCUGGCGGACAGCUGCACCACAAAUGGAGGUGCGACGGGCACCUGCCUAACGCGCUUCAAGUGCAUGCGGCAGGGUGGCACAGUGAACGGUUAUUGCGGCACCUAUGGCGUCUGCUGCGAGACCAACAUGGCCUGUGGCACGACGACGCGUCUGAAGCGCACCAUCAUCCGCAACCCGGCCUCAUUUGUGAGCACCAUGUGCCAGUACACAAUCGAGGCAUACAGCGCGAACGUGCAACAGCUGCGCAUCGAUUUCGAGCAGUUCGAGCUGCAACAGCCAGCGGUUAGUGCCACAGAUGAGCGUUUGGUUGAAUGCCAGGACUACUUUGAGGCAGGCAGCUUUAAGCUGUGCGGCAUGAAUGCCGGCCAACAUUUGUAUCUGCCGUUCAAUGUGGCCGCUGGCAUCGAUCAGAUCACGCUGACCUUUGCGGUGCCGACACGCUGGCCGCAGACCAACUGGCGCCUGAUUGUCACACAGCUGGAGGCGCCACAGGCCAGCAGCAAACGCAAGACGAGCACGUUGGGCGGCUUUGGUGGCAAUGCGAACAGUUUGCAGGAUCUGCGCAGCAUCUUUGCCUCCCAUCAUGCCGACUACGAGCUGCUGGCACCGGCCGGCUGUCAGCAGUAUUACACAGAGCUGACGGGGAACAUACGCAGCUUCAACUAUCAGCCGACAAUGGGCACCACCUAUAUGCCGGACACCAGCUACACCAUUUGCAUCAAGUCCACGCCCAGUGCCAGCAUGAUUGAAUAUAGCUUCAGCAAGUUCGCCCUGUCGCUGGGCACGGGCGAGGGCGAGGGCUAUGAUGAGGCAUGCCACACCACGGUGCAUACGCCGGGCAGACAGGAGGAUUAUCUGAUGAUACCGCUCUCGUUGCUGGCCAAGAAUACGGCCUAUCAGCCGACCUACUAUUGCGGCACCAACGAUAAUUUCAUCGUCUAUGCAUCGCCGCCGUACAUGCUGCACUUCUCCAGCGACGAGAUGACCCUGGAUGCCACCCAGGAGACGGGCUUCAGCCUGACUUAUCGCCUCCGUACAUCAAUUCUCUAA